AUGAGAGAUGCAAUAAGACCUGGAAAUAAAGAGGAAAAGACAAAACAGCAAGGAAAGCUGGUGACUAUGGACAACUCUAGACCAGAGAGGGGGGAGCUAAAUGCUGCUACAGCCUCUGUUCCGGGUGAUCAUCUUUACCACCUCUUCACAACUUUGCCAAUUCAAGACAAGAAAAAUAAUGUGGUCACUGUAGUAGAGCAUCCUUUUGAAAAUUCUAAGGGUUUGGGAACCUAUAUCUUUGGGGCUCAAAAAAAUAAUGCUAUCGAAUCCGAUGGAGGUGCACAGUCCUGUGGUUCUAGGAAUACAAGGUCUUGGACCAGAAAAAAGAGGAACGUUGUGGGUCAGUCUAUAGACAAAGAGGAGGGUGUCAAGAUUGAUCCAAUAAACGAAAAGUCGUGGGUGAGUAAGCGAAAGACAACUGUUAUUGCAGAACCCUCUUCAAAAGUGUCAAAAACAUAG
Molecule: messenger RNA, 459 nt
Organism: Arabis nemorensis
Lineage: Eukaryota; Viridiplantae; Streptophyta; Magnoliopsida; Brassicales; Brassicaceae
Source: the annotation of a GenBank genome assembly